Messenger RNA from Sodiomyces alkalinus F11, 1499 nucleotides. RefSeq lists its product as hypothetical. Lineage: Eukaryota; Fungi; Ascomycota; Sordariomycetes; Glomerellales; Plectosphaerellaceae. The transcript has 3 exons. The coding region runs from base 1 to 1023 and encodes 340 amino acids. The record is from RefSeq and is a predicted model, not a curated record.
AUGGCGUCCCAUCCGACAAUACAAGCCUCGCAGGGGCAGCCGUCGCAAAUGUCUCCCGAGCAGAAGCCAGCGUUCACAAAUCAUCCCAUUCAACCGCAGCCAUAUCCAAAGCAGCCCCCUCAGCCCCGUCUCGUGCCAUUCCACAAGGGCUGGCAUGUUACGAAAAUCGUCUUCCGUUCUCUCGACCUCGCUUUCAGCAUUAUUGUCCUGGCUCUCGCUAUCUACGUUGUCAUCGUCUUUGGCGAUCUUCUAGCCAUCGUCCUUAUCUCACCUCCUGCUAUCCUGGCAAUCAUCUGGGAAACCGCCGAAUUCAUUACUCUCUGCGCUCGGGGAGGCAGGGUCGGAAUCCAUCCCGGCGCCCACGUCGGGCUUCACCUCAUUAUCUGGCUCGCAUGGUGUGUCGCGGUCGGUUUCAUUGCUACCCGUUUUGCCCUUUUCGGCUACUACGACGUGACAGGUUACGGCAGCGUCAUAGACACCCAGGCUGCAAUUGUGGCCUUUUCGUCUUUGCUUCUCGCCUCGCUCACACAGACGGCACCCCUCAGUAUUGUGCACCUCACUCUGUUCAUCGGUGCCUGCGUCGAUACUUCCCGUCGGAACAGUGCCGCGCGACCUGUUUACGUGGUUGCAAACGGUCCCAACGGUCCCAUCUUCGUCGCAAACCAACCCGCAGUCAUGCCACAACAACCCGCGUUCGCCUACCAACCUGGUCCGUACCAGCAGCCGGGUGCGUAUCAGCCGGGCAUGUACCCGCCAGACACAUAUCCCCAGUCGAUGGGGCCCCAGAGCGCCGCCUACCCUCCUGCCGCAUACCCACCUCCCACGCAACAAGUUCGAGCUUCCGGCAACUUCUCCACCCACUCCCCGUCAGACUUCUCUCGGACCCAAGAGCAAGCCCAGACCUCAGGAAAUGCAACUGUUUCCAGCGACAAUGGUCCGUCUGCGCCUCAACGCCAGUCUUCAGUCUCGCCUGUGGACGGUUCAUACUAUGGUCCCGGAAAUGAGUAUCAUCAGCGAGGGUAGAAUGUCGAGAUAUACGAUGACUCUGCACUAGUCUUAAUUUUUAAUGGGCACGAGCGGGUUGGGAAGGCGUUGCAGGACUGUACCUAGCAAGACUGUGCGUCAGCUUGGCUAGGCUUCUCGGCCAGUGGCCCUUGGCCAGGAUAACCUCGUGUCGGAUUGAUACCCUUUUCGUAUGGUCGUUUCUAGGCGAGCCCUGCGCUUUUGUCGUGUCACGAGAUUGAAAGAAAUGAAGGCGGCCUCCUAUUGCAAGUUGGCACCCAAGGGCUCCCAAGUCUCUGCAGCAUGUUUCUUGUGAGUCUGGAAGCUCUUGUCAUCUGCCAGAUUAUUAACGCACACACGAUGUCAAUGCAUCGGAUGUCAUUCAUCCUACAGGUGGAUGCUUAGACGCUACAUGCCAGAAAUCAAUAAGUAGCGCCCUGGUAAUUAUCGAUCUGCGGUCAGUUUGAAUCGUAAGUGACAGCAGAACAGGCCGGCCA